AGUAGACACAUGAUUAUUACCUUUAUGGAAAUAUCGUUUCUACACGAUUCAAGAUAGCAUUUUUAAAAUAAUUAGAUUCCUUUAUUAUUUUAAAAUGACGGAAAACGGAGUGUUUCCAAAGAUGACUAGAUCAGCUUCUGACAGGUGAUUUUGUUAUUUAAAUAAGUAUCCAAAUAAUAAUUAAGUCUUAUAUUUUAUUGUAAUUAUUUAUUAAUGAAAUUUUUGCAGGACUCUCGACUGUACUAGACUGUAGUAGUAGUGUGAGUAGAUCUACAUUUAAUGUGGACCAAGUCUUGCCAGUCUAAGAACCAAGGAAACAGAAUUAACAAGGGUCGCUUUUAUAAAACAUUAAUAUCUUGCCCACAUAGCCUAUAUUAUGAAGUUUCGGAAGAAAGCUCCUUAUGUCUUAUAUUUCGGAAGAAAGCCCCUUAUGUCUUAUUUAAUAAGGUAAAUAUGGGAUGAAUAUGGUUAUGGUAAAUCGGGCACCAGUUUCAGUGUUUUUUUAAUUUUAUUUUUUUAAUUAUAAUUUCUUCUCAACCAAGCACAACUCAAAAUGUUAAAACUGUGAGUACUGAGAAUAUAGAAGUUGGAAGAAACACAGUAAAUGUGUAGUUAGUGGCAUAGGUUUUGCCGAAAUGUGUCCCCCACCACACACACCCCCCCCCCCCUUAGUGCAGUGACUCUUUGGGGAAUCUCAAGUCUCAAAAUUGAAUUUAGUGUGACAGGACCAACAGUUGGUCCUGAAUAAUGAGGUCCUGAAUGAUGAGAAUGAUUACUUUCCCCAUCUUCUAAGACUAAGAGCAUUAUUCCGGUCAAAAACAUUAUCUGACAAUCAAUACAGUUUUAUUAAAAUUCAACUUACAAGUUUCAAAAGAAAUGAAAAGAGAAGAUCUUCCUUGCUGAUACCCCAAGGCCAAGAUGAACACUGGAAAAAAAUAUGUGCAUGGUUAAAAGUGCUGUUUUUUUUAUUGGUUUAAAAUGAAAUACCUGUAUGCUAUUCAUUUAUUAAAUUAACAAUAAUGUCGCAAUUUAAUGGUACAUUUCACCAUAAAUUUCUGGGGAGGGGACACCAGCCCCCACCCCCGUUAAAAUAUGGAAAUAAGAAACAAAAUAAUUGCUGUGUGGUGGGAGGGACCCUCCCCAGAACCACUCCCCCCUCUUUUAGGGGGAAAAAAAAACAAAAUGAAGAAAAAACAUGUAUCAAAUAAAUACAGAGCUGAAUUCCAAAAUCUUUUGAGAAACAGAACUAUGGCCAGUAGUUGACCUGGGUAAGCUUUAUGACCUACAUACUGUGGAAAACAUCGCCAGCCCUGCCGCAAACUACAUUUUAGCCAGUACAUUAACAUUCUUCUUACUCAACUAUAACGCAUUGCAAUGUCUUGACACAAAGUAAAAAAUCGAUUGGACUUAGUUACCUAAUAAUGCCUAAAAAAUAAAAUGUCCUAUACAUGUAAACAUGUUUUUAUUUUAUUGUUUAAGUGGCAGUGGUGAGGAUAUGGAUGAAACAAAAAGUGGACAUGAAAUGACUCCACUUUCAGUGUCAACUGAUUUAGGACCAGCCAGUCCUAAUGGACCACUGAGGACACCUAAAAGCCCAUCAAAAAUAUCUAUCAAGAAAAGACUAAGGGCACCUCCAGGUGCAGCCAAACCCGAAGAGACAAGAGUUCUGCACACACAUGGCAGAAGAACAUUGUAUACAGCCGGCCGACCUCCUUGGUACAAUAAAGAAGGCCAGUUGAAAGAUGCAUUUGUGAUAGGUAUUAAGCAAUUACCAUUGUUUUCUUUUGAUGUAUUUCAUGGCUUUUAAAGCUAUUAAUAUUUUGUGCGUGUUUAUUAUUUAAUAUUAUAAACGCUAAUAUAUUGUUAAGAGUAGGUCCAUUAUUAUUUUUUUUGCCUUUAUUUUUCUCUAUAUUUGUAAUUACUUAUUCAACGGGUAGAAACAAUAGCCACAUCUGCACUGCUCCUCCCACUUUGGGACCAAGUCAUGUAGACGCAGCUUUUGAAAAAGUUGCCCUUAUGUCUUCCAGAUUCAACACAUUGCCUUUCCUAAGGGUAGUUUUCAGAUAAGGGACAGUUCCUUUGUACUAGCUGCAAUGUUGUCUAUGCCAUUGUUUGUAAAUACUGACAGAUGGUUAUCUAUGUAAGACUGGACGGAAUCUCUCAGACAUAUGUACCGAGAACAUUCAAAAUAUUGUGCAAGACAAACAGUGUCCUAUCUCAAAAUACUUCAGUAGAAGCAACAACAAUGGCCCCAGAGACCUGCCUAUCACCUCCUUUGUGUCUUGUACAAACAUGCCGGCCAGGGUGAACUUAAACAACAAACUGAUUCAGACUUAUGGGACCUUGACACGACAUGGCAUAAAUGUCAUGUUCUCCUUCACUUGUUAAAUCUUCUCUCCACCCCCUCCUUGUUACAAACAAUUGCAGUAGACUUACUUUUCCUCUCUUCUGGCCUCUAUUUCCUAUAUUAACUCUCUUACCUACUAAUGUUCUAACGCAUUCCUCUCACUGUCUCAGAUACUUAGAUUACAGCUAAGUGUUUAUUUUAAUUGUUAAAUUUUUUUUAUUGUUGUUUUGUAGGUCAAGAAGGCUUCUUGUCGACAAGUUUGUUGUUUUAUUGUGUCCUUUUUUUCUGGUUUUCCCAUAUUUUUCUUCACUUAUUUCCUUCUACCUAACCUGAUUGCAGCUUCUUUCUCCUCCUUAUUAUUAUUUAAUUAAUAUGUAGAUUUUAGAUUUUGUAAACACUAAACAGAAAGAUUCUUGUAACAGGUUUAUGUGGAGGCAGUGCUUCUGGAAAAACAACUGUUGCAAGGAAAAUAAUUGAAGCACUUGAUGUUCCUUGGGUCAGUUUGGUCAGCAUGGAUUCAUUCUAUAAGGUGAUCAUUGACUUAUUUAACUGACAAUGUGUUGUUUUUUUUUAAUUUUCUAACUUCAUUCUAGCAACUGUGGCUUUGCUAGGAAGUCUGGGCGUUAUCUAUUUUUGCCUUUAUUAUCCAUUUUUAAUCUCAUGCCAAGUUGGCUGCUGUCUUUCCUUUUGACUUUGAUAGUUGAGGUUUUUACACAGGCUUUCCUUCUUCCAGAAGAAUAGCUGCCCUACAUGGUUAAUAAAACCAUUAUUUUACAUAUAGCUGGGGUCGACCCCCAAUCAAAUUCGAACCCACUACCUCCUGGUCACAGUGAGCAGUUUUACCAUUGAACCGCAGGGCCAAAGACAAAGUCAUUAAAUUUAAAAGAUAUUCAAGUUUUAUUAUUUUAAUUAAUGCUUUAGUAAAGAAUGGUGAAGAUAUGAUUUAUUUAAUUAUAUUUUCCUUAAAAAAAAUUAAUGGUGGAUGACUUACUCUGGCAAUCCAGUAUUACCAACUUGACUGGUUUGUGUUGUUAAUAUGAUAAAAGAUCCUGUUAAAUGAUUAUUUCUUAACAUUGGGCUAGAAGUUAUCAGCUUGUAAACAUUUUUUACGUUGUAACAAUUAAUCAACAUUUUUUAUGAAAUUUAAAAUUUAUUAUAUAUUUGAACAAUGGUUUUAAAAUUAGGUAAACUCUUUUGUCUUUGUUUUCUAACAGUUUUCUGCCGAUAUAUGCUAGCACUAUCAAUGUAUGAUAUAUAUAGUAUUACUAACAGUUUAUGAUAUAUUCUAGUACUGACAGUGUAUGAUAUAUUUUAGCUCUGACAGUCUAUAAUAUAUUCUAGUACUGACAGUCUAUGAUAUAUUUUAGCUCUGACAGUCUAUGAUAUAUUUUAGCUCUGACAGUCUAUGAUAUAUUUUAGCUCUGACAGUCUAUGAUAUAUUUUAGCUCUGACAGUCUAUGAUAUAUUUUAGCUCUGACAGUCUAUGAUAUAUUUUAGCUCUGACAGUCUAUGAUAUAUUUUAGCUCUGACAGUCUAUGAUAUAUUUUAGCUCUGACAGUCUAUGAUAUAUUUUAGCUCUGACAGUCUAUGAUAUAUUUUAGCUCUGACAGUCUAUGAUAUAUUUUAGCUCUGACAGUCUAUGAUAUAUUUUAGCUCUGACAGUCUAUGAUAUAUUUUAGCUCUGACAGUCUAUGAUAUAUUUUAGCUCUGACAGUCUAUGAUAUAUUUUAGCUCUGACAGUCUAUGAUAUAUUCUGUGACUAGGUAUUAUCUCAUGAGCAACAUGAGCGGGCCAUCAGAAAUGAAUAUGACUUUGAUCACCCUGAUGCUUUUGAUUUUGACCUGGUCAUCUCAACAAUCCAGAGGCUGAAGGAAGGCAAGAGUGUAAAUGUGCCCAUCUAUAACUUUGCCACUCAUGCAAGGGAGAGAAAUAUGGUACUGUUUUAGGAUAAAAAAUGUUGUUGUUUUUUUUUUGUUGUUUUUUUAAAUUAUCUAUUUAUACAGCUAUAUUUGCAAAUAGUAUCUAUUGUUAAAUUUAACCAUGAAUUCUUUCAUGUAUUUUUAAAUUAUUUUUUGUUUGUUUCAGAAAAUCAUUUAUGGUGCUAAUGUUGUUAUAUUUGAAGGCAUUAUGGCAUUUGCUAACGCUGAACUACUCAAGGUUAGUAAAGGCGGUCCUCAAGUUACUUUGGACACGACUUAGGGCUCUUCGCGGUUGCUCUGCCAUCUCCCAUUAAUUUAAAUUUAUUAAAAAGUCUUAUUCUGAUGUUCGGCGCUUUGCGACAUAAUGGCAAAGUUCGCACGGGAACUAGUUGGUGAGCAGAGUGGAUGAUACAUCAUCUCGCAGCGCUAUACUAAGAAGACUGGAUUGUUCAUUUGACGGCUGUAUGUCAUUUUUAAUUGUGUUACAUUUUAAAAAACAUUUUGCUCUUCAUUAUGGCUCCUAAGAGUAAGGCAGGCUAUUCUGAUGGCAAUGCUUCAAAGAAAAUAAUGAACGUCACCUUCAUGGAAGUGAAAGUUAAUGUAAUAAAACGCUCAGAAAAGGGCAAAACACAGAUGAACGGGGGGGGGGGGGGGCUCGUCCUUGGCCUAAGUCAUACCACUGUCUUGACAAUCAUCGGCUGUCUUGACAAUCAUCGGCAAUGAAAAGCAUAAUCUUGAAAAUGUAAAAGGAUUUGCUCCUCCUAUGAAAUCAAUUGUGAUUACAAAGCAGUGUAGUAGUCUCAUUAUUGAGAUGGAAAGAUUAUUAGUGCUUUGGCUGGAAGACCAGCGUCAACGGCAUAUCCCAGCGAGCCUUAUGUCGAUUCAGGAGAAGGCUUAAUGUUUGUUUCAGACUUUAAAAGAAAAAGAGCUGGAAGGGAUUGAAAGUAAAGAGUUUGUGCAUCACCUUAAGGUUUAAGGGGAAGCUACCAGUGGUGAUGACAAAGCAGCAAGAGAUGCACUUAGUGCAUUGGCAGAGAUAAUUAUGGAGUAGGGUAUCUGGGCCGUACAAGCGUUUGAUGUGGAUGAGAUAUGCUUGUUCUGGGAGCAUAAUACCUACCUGGCAUUGCAUAAAUUGCCAAGAAGGGAAACACAGCACCAGGCCAUGAAGGCAACAAGGAGAGACUGACUUUGCUUCGUGGGGCUGAUCCUGCUGGGGACUUCAAGGUGAAGCCCUUGUUGGUGUAUCUGGUUGAGAAUCUAAGGGCAUUGUCAUCUGGAAGUCUCUCAAUAAGGCAGGGGUGAAUCUUCAGAUAUAUUAGAACUGGUUGACCAACCAUUUUGUGCCAAAAGUGUGCUUUGAAAGGCCUACCCUUUAAUGUGUUGCUAGUGCUGGGCAGUGCCUCUGGUCACCCUGCCCAUCUGGAUGACUUUCAUAUUAAUGUCAAGGUGGUUUACCUUCCACCCAAUACAUCAGCAUCAUUAGUGGCUCCACAGCAAGGUGGUUUACCUUCCACCCAAUACAUCAUCAUCAUUAGUGGCUCCCCAGCAAGGUGGUUUACCUUCCACCCAAUCCAUCAGCAUCAUUAGUGGCUCCACAGCAAGGUGGUUUACCUUCCACCCAAUACAUCAGCAUCAUUAGUGGCUCCACAGCAAGGUGGUUUACCUUCCACCCAAUACAUCAUCAUCAUUAGUGGCUCCACAGCAAGGUUGUUUACCUUCCACCCAAUACAUCAGCAUCAUAAGUGGCUCCACAGCAAGGUUGUUUACCUUCCACCCAAUACAUCAGCAUCAUUGGUGGCUCCCCAGCAAGGUGGUUUACCUUCCACCCAAUACAUCAGCAUCAUUAGUGGCUCCACAGCAAGGUGGUUUACCUUCCACCCAAUACAUCAUCAUCAUUAGUGGCUCCACAGCAAGGUGGUUUACCUUCCACCCAAUACAUCAUCAUCAUUAGUGGCUCCACAGCAAGGUGGUUUACCUUCCACCCAAUACAUCAGCAUCAUUAGUGGCUCCCCAGCAAGGUGGUUUACCUUCCACCCAAUACAUCAGCAUCAUUAGUGGCUCCACAGCAAGGUGGUUUACCUUCCACCACAUCAUUAUCAUUAGUGGCUCCACAGCCCAUCUAGGGCCUGGCCUGCUCCCUCACAUCCUUCCAUUCGGAUCAAUCUUUCUGCAUCCAUGCUGUGAACCCCCAGCUGGUGGAAGUCCUUCUCUACAUCAUCGAUUCAUCUCAGCCUUGGGCGACUGUGAAUCGUCUGCCCCUAGGUUUCUGCCUGUAUAUCACUUUUGCUCCUCUACAUUCCGGCAUCUUUUCAAUAUGUCUGCCCAGCGCAGUCCUUUUUUAUUGUUGUGACUAUGGGUGGCUCUUUAUAAAAUUGGUAUAGCUCUUGUUUUGUACAGAUUCUCUAGACAUAAUUUUCUAUCACUGGACCAUAUAUUUUUCUGAGGAUUUUCCUCUCCCAUGUAUUAAGAAGGUUCUCUGCUUUUCUGGUUAGGGUAAAAGUGUCACCAGCGUAAGUUACAACCAAUCGUAUGAUAGAAGUGUAUAUUGUCGUCUUUGUUCCCCUUGAGAGGUUUUUGUUUCCCAGUAGCCUUUGUAGGCUGAAAUAGGAACGGUUGCCUGCUGUUAUCCUUUCUUUCACCUCCGACAUUAUUUCAUUGUGCUCGUUUAUGGUCGCCCCCAUGAUACUUUAAAGCUACCACUCUUUCAAAGAUGGGGUGUUUAUAUUGAUGUUUUCAUCAGCGUGCCUGUUUCGUGACAUUAUCAUAUAUUUUGUUUUCGCUUCAUUUAGAUCAAGACCAGCUUUGACUGAGGCAUUUUCAACUUACAUGAAUGCUUUAAUUAUGUCAUUACUCAUGAGCAUUUCUGCCUAGUAGCGCUAUGUCGUCUGCGUAUUUCAGGUCCUGCAAUGGCUGGCUAUAUAAGGUUCCUGAUGGUUGUUGUUCUGUAGUACCUCGCCGGAAGUAGCUUGUAAUGGUUCCACUGGUGCUUACCUGUAUGCUUCUAAUAAGGUUUUCUAGCAUGAUGUUAAACAGGAUACAUGAUAGUGAAUCUCCUUGUCUGAGGUCCUGAUUAGCUGGGAACUCCCUUGAAUAUUCUCCCUGCACCUUAUUUCUACUUUAGCCAUCGUCAUAUGUAUGAGCCGAGUAAGCUUGUUAGGGACUCCAAGUUAUUGUAGAUUGUUCUAUAAAUAAUUCCUGUCUUCACUAUCGUAUACUGUUUUUUAAUCCACAUAUAGUUGGACUAUGUAGAUGUUAUAUUUAUAGCAUUUCUCCAGGAGACAUCUAGUAGUAAAAAUAUGAUCCGUGGUUGACCUAUUCUGCUGGAAUCCACAUUUAUAGUCCCCUAGGAUCUGUCCACAUACUGUUCCAGUGUUCUUGCUAUAAGUUUUGUGAGGAUUUUGUACAUUACAUUAAGGAGGGAGAUUCCUCUAUAGUUUAAGCAGACCAACUUUGCUCCUUUUUUGUGAAUUAGGAUUUUUCCUUGUGCCAGAUUCUGGAUAUGGGGUUGUGUAUUUGGCUAUGCAGUUCGUAUCCACCUAGUUUUAUCAGUUCUGCAGAGAUAAGGUCUAUUCCUGGGGCUUUGUUAUUUUUCAUGGUAAUGUUCACAUCUUUUAUUUCAUUUAAUGUUGUUUGAUUGACCGGUGGGUCCGGUCCUCCUUAUGGUAUAUAGAGCGUAAUCCUCAUUGGUUCCUCCACCUGACCCAUUCAGUAAGCCUUCAAAGUGUUUUGCCCAUCUCUCUAGUACUCUACUGCUCUCUGUGAUCAAUUCUCCAUCCGUGCUUUCACACAUGUGUGAUCUUGCUUGAAAGCCAUUCUUUUCCUUCUUUAUCUUCAGGUACAUUCCCCUAACAUCUCUUUCUUUUGCCAACUCUUCUAUCUCUACUAUUUUUUUAUUUUUCCUCAACACAUUUUUUUCUUUCUGCAUAUUUUGCUAGCCACCCUUCUUUUUUCGUUAAAUAAUAGCCAUCUUGUCUCCCUUUGCAGCAUCAUUAGCCAAGCCUUGUUUCUUUGUUCUAUAAGUUCUUUGCCUUCUGCGUCGUACCAUCCUGUUCUUUUCACUAUCGGUUUAAAUCCAAUCGUUUCCUCUGUUCCUUAUGGAUCAUAGUCUUUCACUAGCUGGUUUAAACCCAAUGACUGCAUUUGCUUUCUCUCUUUUGACUACAAACCCUGUUCCUAAGGUGUUUGCGUUGUUUCCACUGUAGAAUAUUGUAUACUCAUUAGUACUUAGGAUAUCUGAGUCUCACCAUCUGAUCUCCUGCAGUGCCGCAACCAAUAUUCUAUAUCUUAACAAUUCGUCACAGAGGUGGACCAAUGCUCCCGCUCUGUAUAGUCUAAGUACAUUCCAGGUCGCUAUCCGUAUAUCAUAUUUUUGUUCAGGCAUGGGUCGAUAUCCAAAAUGAUCAGUCCGUUUUUUUUGUAAGAGGUUUAGCUUUCGUAAAAUUUGAUUUUUUACAUGACGGGGUCUCAGGGUAGCUGCCUUUGUAUUGGGUCCGAUCCCUCCACUUCCUACAAGGCAGAAGUACUGAUUUUGGUCCGCCCCGGGUAUUUUUUUAUCCCAGUACCCGCCAAAUCUGGUGGGCUUUCCCUUAUCCGCCACCUGGGGAGGCGCUCGAUGGAAGAUCAGUAUCUCCUCACGAGAUAUGUUUUACAGUGGAAAUGUAUUUUGCUAAUAUUUCCAUUAUGAGAAUGAAAGGAGUGCCCUCCGUCAAAGACAAAGUGUAUGUUUUUUUUUUAAAGAGAAUUCAACUUUACAUACAUAACAAGCCUUUACUUAUUUGAUAACAUUUAAAGUUAAUUAGUAUUUUAUAUAAUUUUCAUAAAUGAUCUAGUUAGGAUUAUUAAUUGUUUUCUCAGUCUUUAUACGAAACUCAUACCGGUAUUUAAUGUAUUUUCUCUUCUUUUAGAAAUAUUUGAGCCUGAAUGAAAUUAACAUAAAUACUUAUGGUAAUUUUAAAUCCUCAUAUUUCUAAUUAGAAUUUAAAUUAAUGAAAUUUAAAACAUUUUUACUUUCUUUUUCAGCUGAUGGAUAUGCGAGUGUUUGUAGAUACAGAUUCUGAUGUUCGCCUUGCCCGUCGUCUGAGACGUGAUAUUGCAGAAAGAGGUCGGGAACCUCAGGGUGUGCUGAAACAGUACAUGAAGUUUGUCAAGCCUUCUUUUGAACACUACAUAGAACCUUCCAUGCGAUCAGCUGACAUCAUUGUUCCCAAAGGAGGAGAAAAUAACGUUGCCAUCAAUUUAAUUGUCUUACAUGUCCACAAUCAGCUUCAAGCAGUAAGAACACAAAUGUAGCCCUACCUUAUGUUAUGUACAGUUUUACAAUUUUAAACAACUUAAGCUUUAUAAAUGCACUAAAUGCUGAAAAUGGAACCAAUUAAUAUCUAUUAUCUUAGUUUUACAAAAAAUAGGGGAUAGACAAAAACACCGGCAGGUGCUUAAGUUGUGUACUUAAAAUGUAUAUUUUUUUUUAGAGAGGCUUCAAAUUGAGAUCCAAACUUGCCCAGUCUUCUCACAAUGGUCAGCCAAUGCCAGGCAGCUUACAUAUUCUGGAGAAAACGCCUCAAGUUAAUGGAUUACAUUCCUUUAUAAGGUUAACAUUGAAAGUUGUAUUUCACAAUAACUGUUUUAAUUAUUGUUUACGGGGGAAAAUUUGAUAGUUAUCAUGUUUACUUUCUUGUAAAUACUUUCAAUGUAAUAGUGUAUCUUGGAGGGUGCAAAGCUCAAAAAAAAUAUUUGUUUAAUAUUACGUUAUAUUCAUAUACCCAACAGCUUUAAAACUAUUACAGAUAUUUUCUACACAAUGCGCUUUAAAUCUUUUCAGAGACAAGAGUACUUCACGUGAUGAAUUCAUUUUCUACUCCAAACGACUUAUGAGAUUGCUUUUUGAAUAUGCCUUAUCUAUGUUACCUUUUAAGGUAAAACCAAAUACAUUUAUUUCAGUUUACCUUUUCUGACUAUUUUUCUUAUUUGGUUUAAAGAUGGUUUGUUUUGUUGUUUUUUUAAAUACAUUAUCAUAAUAUUAAAAACAAAUGGAUAUUCACCUCUAAUUAUAAAAUAAUUUGUAUCUGUUCUCAUCUGUUGUCAAGGAUGUUGUUGUAGAGAUCCAGCCUGGUGUAUUUUAUCAUGGAAAACGUCUUGCUGUUGAUAAGGUUGGUUUACCAAAAUUACCUUUUACAAUGCGGGGCUGACAUACUCAUCUUUAGUGUUGUUAUUGUGCACCUUUUGGACAUAACUAUUCACAUUUCAGUAAAACUGUUUAGUAUGACUGCUUACUACAACCUAUAAUUAUUUUAUUUAGGGGCUUGUUCAGCUUUUAAGAAUGGCACAUUUUUAAGUUAAUUUCAAAUGGGAAAUUUUUGAACAUUUGUUUUAGUUCACAUUUUAGGAUGGAAUUUAUUAUCAAAUAAGCUGUUUCCUAUUAACUAUUGUAAGAAUCUUGAAUAUAAUAUUCACACUUUUCUCUAUUCAAAGGAACAAACAUCAAGUUUGCGAAUAACAUGUAUACAGUCUUAUACUUUUUUCAAAUAUGAAAAUGUACCCAAAAUUGAUCAUAUAGCUCCUAAUUAAAAUUUUUAAAAAUUACAAUUACUCAUGUUAAGUGGUAAAAAUCAAAAGACUAUUAACCACCACAUAAUUUAAUGCUAAGACUCUGUAACAUCAAUGUACCUGCAAAUUUUGAUGGAAACUGUGGGAUGUAUUAUACCCAAGAGUUUUAGUGACUCAACAUGGUUCUAUGGCAACAUAAUGUUCGAUUCACCAUCUUAUGUGAAGACUGAUAGUGACUCAAGACAAAACACUGGGAUAGUAGAUAGAUCAAAACAAUUCCUUCACAUGCAUAACAUAAAAGUGGAUACCAUUAAAACAGGUGCUUGUAACAGCAUCGUCACUCUCUGUGGGUCAGGAUAGCUUUGCUUCCAUUCCGGAGGGAAGGUGUUGCGUUACCUCCCCCCACCACCCAGGGGGUCGUCCAUUCUGGGAAAGCUGGGAUGAAAUAUCGCCUAGGAGCGGCUUUCUCAGGGCCGCGUAGCUAAAAUCGUUGGUAAGGGUUUUAUCCACCACCCAGACCUCAUAUCCAUUAACGGCAACAAGUAACAUGUUAUUGCAUUACUCCCGUUGCGUUGGGAGUCAUGCUAAUGGCCGGGGUUUUUGGCUUCGGGAGAACAAAACCUCCCUACUAGUCUGGCACGCCGCGAAGAGGCAAACCCCAUGUGACACCACCAACUCGCCUCGGCGGUGCGGGUCUCUGACUUAGAGAUGUUCAGUCAGAUCCCCCCAGGUAAUAGCAUCAACAGAUGCUUGUAAUGGCAUCUUAACUUUAUUGAGAACAAUCUUAUAUUAGUUUUAUCAUUGAAAACUGUGUUCACAUUUUUAUUAGAUAGCUGGUGUGUCAAUAUUGAGAGCAGGGGAGACAAUGGAGCAAGCCCUUUGUGAAGUCUGCAAAGAUGUCAGUAUUGGUAAAAUACUCAUACAAACAAACUUAGACACAGGAGAGCCAGAGGUAAUUGUUUUAACACUGUCUUGUACUUGUACAAACUUAAAAUAAAAAAAUUCAAGUCAGUUAUUUACUUUGAAGUUGAAGACAGACAAGGGGUAUUGGCAGCUAUGAUGUUAAGUGUGUUGUGUAUCAUUAUAAUGGCCUUCUGUUUUGUUUAAAUAUUUCUCUGCAACUAAUGAAAGCUAUUGGUCAAUUUCCAAAAGCUUUUUAGAUGCCAAUUUGUGAGACUGCCGGCAAAUGGUGAGCUUUGAAAUCAACAAAGCAAUGUCACAUUAAACCUUGCUGGUGCUCCUUAUAAUUUCAAUUAGAAAUAACUUUGAAAGAUUUCAUUUGUCUACAUUAUCUUAUGAUGUGAUUAAAUAUGGAGAUAAUUUAAAUUUUUUAAUUGUGUAUUUUUUAAAUAUUUUUUUUGAAAUAAAAGGAAUGCCAUCUCAAAUUAUUUUUUUAACCUGACAUUACUAAUUACAGACCUGUUUACUCUCACGAUUUUGGCGUACAAUGUACGAUUUUGAGGCCUAAAUAUUAUAUAUACUGUGUUUUUUUACUAUUCAGAUAAUGUAUUGAACGAUUUUGUGAGGAUAGUGUACGAUUUUAAGAGUUGGAAGGUAAACAGGUCUGUAAUUAGAAAAAAUUUGAGAAAUUUUAUUAAUUUUGUAACCUUGGAGGCAAAGGAACUUUGAAUCAUUUUAAUUUUUAGACUCAACUCACAUUUGAUUUUGAAGAUGCUUAAAAUGUAAAUUUUGCAGUGUCUUUGCAUUUUUAAUUCAUUCUCACUAAAUUUUUUUUCACAUCUUUUCUAAGCUGCACUAUACACGUCUGCCAAGAGACAUCAAAGACCAAUACAUCUUUCUUUUGGACGCCACUGUAGCUACUGGAGCAGCGGCCAUGAUGGCAAUACGAGUCCUCUUAGACCAUGAUGUGCCUGAGGAGAAAAUAUUUCUUUGCUCCCUCUUGAUGGCUGAGUCUGGUGAGCAUUGAAGCAGUUACACUGGCUAUUCAAAGAAAUAUUCUUAUAAAGACAUCAGGCUGAAAGGGCCAAAAUAAACAAUUUAUUUAGAGGUUCAGAUAGAUUAAAAUAAUUUUGAUUAAAUGGAAUGCAAAGAAACUUUUAGACGGAGUUAUGAGCUAACAUAUCCGGGCUAACAUGAUCUUAUUUUAUACUGCACAUCAACAUUUAGCCAUUUCAACGAAAUAUUUUAGAUAAUUUUUGCAUGUCCAAUUUGAUAUGACUUGACAUCCAUCAGGUGUCCAUACUGUGGCCUAUGCAUUCCCCAAAGUUAAAAUUGUAACAACGGCAGUUGACAGGGACGUUAAUGAAUUCUUUCAUAUAUUGCCUGGCAUUGGUAAGAAAUGGCUUUUUACAUAUUAUUUUUAUUUUAGUUCAGAAAAUACUUAUUAUACAGUUGUAUAACAGCGUUACAUUAAAACUCCACAUUUUUAUUAUAAUUCUAAUGUAUUCUAAGCAGAAUUUAAACUAUAUUGUGUUUAUGAUAGAAAGAAACUAACCCUCAUGAUUUCCGUUUUUAAAUAUCCUUCAUUCAUCUUUCAGUAGUAAUUAGUGAUAAAUAUAUUUACCAAAGAAAACUUUUUUUCAGGCAAUUUUGGUGACCGUUAUUUUGGAACAGAUUUUUCUGAUGAUUAAACCAAGAGUCUAUUAUCCAACUUGUAUGAUUUGGGCAGCUUGACAAGCUUAUAAAUCUUCCAGUUCAGACACAAGAUAAUAAGGAACUCUAGAUGUGUUUGUAAACAAACCAGCCUAUAAAGAUGCUAUAGCAAUCUUCAACUUUUUUUUUUUUUGGUUCUGUUUUUUAGCAAACUAAAUCGGUACCACUGUUAAUAAUCCUGACAAUGUUUACAAUUGAAUAUUAACAAAACUUAAGACAAGUGGGGUAUCAUGAGUUUUUAGUGAUUAGUCGCUCUACCCAUCAACUGUAAAUUUAUAAGAUAUCUUAAAAGUAUUGUCUUGCUAAUGUUCUAUUGAUCAGCGUUACGCCACUCAGAGUUGUAGGGAUCAGCGUUACGCCACUCAGAGUUGGUAGGGGACAGCAAUCUUUAGUUUUAAAACUUAUAGCAGUAUUAAGCACCUUAACCAGUUGAAGCAAUAUUUGGUCAAUAAGUUGGUUUCUUUAGCAUUUAUGACUAAACUAAUACAGUAAAGAUGCAUCCCAGCACAAUUCUUCUUUGGAGAGGAACAAAAAGAUUUCAAGAUGAAUCUAAAAUCCUGUUUAAUAAAAUUUAAAAUUAUGCUUUAAGGAAGGUCUCAACAAAUUCUUACAAACAUAAUUUUGAAUUUUUGUGUUGUAAUGGUAAAUUCUGACUCUUAAUUAAGCAAUUUGUAUGUUACGUACACACACAAAAAAAGGAUUCUAUCAUAUGGAUCAUUUUACAUCAAAAAAUGUAUUAUGUAAAUAUUUGCUGUCGUAGUUAAUGCUUUCUUUUCUUUAAAUCCCUUUAAAUAUAUUAUUAUGUUGUUCCAAGUCUGAUAUGAGGCUGUCAUACAUCUCUUUACUUGAUAUUUCUUUAAACUAAACAAAUAUUAUUAUUUUUAAGUUUAAAAAUGUCCUUAUCAAAGCAUUUCUUGAAAGUUAUGUAGAUAUUUAACUUGACUUACUUGUAGGCAUUUACACUACUUCUCUGAAAUUUAAGGUCUGAGUUACCUGAAUUGCCCACAGUAAAUUAUUGUGCCAUAAACUGACAUGUUUUUAUUAUAUGUUUAUUUGUACAUUUAUUAAGUUAUUAAUAGAUUAAUGCAAUGCUAAUUGUUUUUUUGUUAAUCAUUAAUUUGAGGGUAAAGUUAUCCCUAGUAAUCGAUGUUCAAUCAAAUAGUAGUUUAUGAUGACUUGUGAGAGGUGGUCAGCAUGAGCUACGAACCAGUAAUAAAGAUGCAUUAGGUGCUGAGGUGUGACAUGCAAACUCAUGGAUCACUAGCACAGAACAAAAAUACCAGAACGGAAAUUUUAAUUUUGUUGGUUCAUGGUGCAAAAGUUGCUUAAGCUAAGUAAUUAUCAACUUCUGUUGCACACUUAAAAGUAUACACAUUUCAAUAGGUACCUGCAUCGAAAUUAUAUUUCUUUUGGGUGUAAAGUAAACUUUGAUUUGCCUUAAUCCUUAAAUUUAAAUCUUUUUAUCAAUAGUUUUCAAUAAAUGUUCAUGAUCACUUCUAGCACAUAAGUAAGAAUUGCUUAUCACUGAAUACUUGGGUACAGGUGGACAAAAUAAAAUGUACAUUCUUGUUUGUAUUUAUUGUCUUUGUUUUAAAAAUUUGGUUGUUGAGUUUAGCAAUCUGAGCCGAGUUUAACAAUCUGAGCCGAGAUUAGCUAUCUGAGCCGAGUUUAGCAAUCUGAGCCGAGUUUAGCAAUCUGAGGCGUAACAUCAACUUUAUUUCAAUAUGUAAUCAAGGUAUUUUCUUUCUUACAUCUUUAUGAUAGCUGUUACACUUAGCCAUAGCUCAAACUUUUGGAAUUGUUUUUUUUUUUACUCAAAAGUUUUACCAUAUUCCCAUUAUUUAAUAAAUAUCAUAAGCAUCUUUUCUUAACUCUAAGAAAUACUAAAAUAUUAACAUAUGAUGGUGCCUUUAUUUACAAAAUAACUGCAUAUGUUGAAGGUUCAUUGGAUGCAUAGUUCCCUUAAUCCAACAACACCCCCCCCCCCAAAACCACCACCACCAAAUUGUGUUAUCUGCCAAUUAUGCUUCAAUAUUACUUUACAUUUGUUAUCAAACAUGUUGAAUGUAUCAAAUGGGAUAUUAUAUUUGUAUACCCAUAUUUAGUUGAUAUUUGUUAAAAUCUUUAUCAUAUUUGAAAAACUGCCUCAUCAUUAAUAAGAGUUCUUGAAUUUGAAUAAAACUAAAUGUAAAAGUUUCAUAAACUAUUACUAUUACCGUUCAACAAAACUUGC
Messenger RNA from Lymnaea stagnalis (great pond snail), 15655 nucleotides. NCBI's taxonomy places the organism in Eukaryota, Metazoa, Mollusca, Gastropoda, Lymnaeidae. The record is from the annotation of a GenBank genome assembly.